CACAUUACAGAGCUGCAACGAUUAACUCCUUCUAUCAUGAAGACAUAACCCGCUUCACUAACCUCCUGGCCCAUGAGCUAGGUCACACCCUAGGCAUGAUGCAUGACCAUUCAGGCUGCAGAUGUGGAGAACAAUCUUCCUGCAUCAUGAAUGAGGCUGUCACCCGUGAGAGUCGUUACAGUAAUUGCAGUAUUGACAACUACUAUGAAUUUAUAAGGACACGCCGUGGGACCUGCCUCUACAACAAGCCAGACCCCAGCAGAAUAAUGAGGAAGUCAGUCUGUGGGAACCGAGUGUUAGACAGAGGGGAGGAGUGUGACUGUGGCAGUGUUGAGACCUGCUCGAAGGACCCUUGCUGUCUUCCCACAUGCAGGAUGACCAGAGGUUCCGUAUGCGCCUUCGGGCCCUGCUGUGAGGGCUGCCAAUUUCGGUUAAGGGGCAGUGUUUGCCGUCCCAGUAAGGAUGAGUGUGACCUCCCUGAAUAUUGCAAUGGUACCUCCAUGUGGUGCCAACCAGAUGUCUACAAACAAGAUGGCACCCCGUGCGCACGUGAAGGGAUUUGCUAUGGAGGGCACUGUCAGGACCUGAAUAAACAGUGUGUUGAGAUCUUUGGCAAAGAAGCCAUAUCUGCCCGAGAUAGUUGCUAUCGGUUCAUGAAUUCCAAAGGGGACCGGUUUGGGAACUGUGGCAGUGUAUUUACUGGGCUGCACAAGAACUUUCUGAGUUGUGCUGACCAUAAUGUCAAGUGCGGGAAGGUUGUAUGUGAGAAGGUGCUGAACAUACCCCACAGUAAGAACCACCACACCUUCAUCCAGGUGAGGUAUGAUAAAACUUGGUGCUGGGGCGCAGACCUCUUUGAGGAGGUUGGUGUUCCUGAUAGAGCACGAGUGUCCAACGGUACCAGAUGUGCCCCGAACAAGGUCUGCAUCAACAGUGUCUGCUCAUCUCCUGGAAACUUCCUCUGGCCUCAGUGCAAUCCAACUAUCAACUGUCAUAGAAGAGGGGUGUGUAACAACUUGAGACACUGCCACUGUGAUUCUGGCUAUGCCCCUCCAAAUUUGUAAUCUGGUACCUCAUAAUCCUGGCCUAUGCCCAGAAAAGGAAAAGAAGAAAAAGGAAAGCCGCACGAAACAGGCUCAGAAAAGCCCGU
Messenger RNA from Phascolarctos cinereus (koala), 1150 nucleotides. RefSeq names its product disintegrin and metalloproteinase domain-containing protein 1a-like. Gene Ontology annotation, biological process: binding of sperm to zona pellucida; male gonad development; proteolysis. Gene Ontology annotation, molecular function: metalloendopeptidase activity. Gene Ontology annotation, cellular component: sperm head plasma membrane; external side of plasma membrane; plasma membrane. NCBI's taxonomy places the organism in Eukaryota, Metazoa, Chordata, Mammalia, Diprotodontia, Phascolarctidae. The record is from RefSeq and is a predicted model, not a curated record.